AUGGCCCUUUCGCCAGCCCCUGAUCGUGAGUAUUCCUUUGUUCCUGAUCGAAUGUCGACUUCCUACUUGUUAUUUGCAAAACUUCUUAUUGGGACCGCUUCCACCGCUCCGUGGCAGCAGUGGAUAGGUCCCCUCGGUAUGUACAUAUCUCUGACCGUCUACCCCAUAUAUGGAAUAACAAUUCUACUUCAGAUCGUCGAGAUCGUUGUAUCGGACCAAAGUCUUGGUCUUAGGUGUCUUCCUCCGGAUGACAUCGAGCACCAGCUGUGGGCUUUCCAUUACUUGCAGUUAUC
Messenger RNA from Guyanagaster necrorhizus, 293 nucleotides. RefSeq lists its product as uncharacterized. The transcript has 4 exons. The record is from RefSeq and is a predicted model, not a curated record. Lineage: Eukaryota; Fungi; Basidiomycota; Agaricomycetes; Agaricales; Physalacriaceae. The annotation marks the transcript as partial.